AUGACAGCACUGCUUUUAGAACUGAUGGUACCUACUGGCAAAACAAGUCGUUUGAAUCACAUUGUACGGUGUAUGUGUCUGCUGCUCGUCUUUGUUGUACUGUAUACCUUUACUUGCAUCAAUGCUAUCAAGAACCUCACAGCGCCCCCUCCACCAGCAUCGCCACAUAUGCCAGUAUCAUUACCUGAGCCAUCAUCAAAGAGCCCCACAUCAAAAACAACAACAACAACCAAACAAACAGCCAGUAAAAUCAACAAUGCACCCGCAAAAACACCUAUGCGUUCGACUGCAGAUUUGGCUACAGUUCACGGUAAACAGGUGGAGCCAAUAGCGGCCAACGACAACAGCAACCAAAGCGCCAACCAUGCCCAUGUUACUCCUUCUGAUCCGCCUCCCCCUCCUUCUUCCGCCAUGAAUGACGCUGGUAAAGACCAAUUGACUCAAUUAAUCAAUAAUGAUACUAUCAUCAAGAAACAAGAUCCCACAGCUACUCAGGUGAUACCAAUGAAAGCCAAAGAAGAACAUGUAGAUGUUGCUGAAAAGGAUCAAGUAGCACAACCUGCUAUUCCUGUUCAAACACCGGAAGCAUUUCAUCCGCAACAACCCUCAGCCACUACUACAACACAGGUGGAUCAAGCAGCAGCAGCAUCUGAUAAGCAUUCGAAAAAGGAGCAGUACUAUGAGGAAAUCAAUAGAAAAGGGAAUGAUCUUAUGGCAUUUUCUGAUAACUUGCAGCGUAUCUUUGAUGAGCCACCCACACCUUCCCCCGAUCACCAUGGUCGACCUUUCUCCAUGAUACAGCCUAGCAGCACUUACUUGGAUGAGGCCAUUUCAACCACGCCUGCCUUGACUCCACCCAACCAAUCCUCUGCUGCUGGUUCAACAUUGUCUCGUAAAAGCAGUAUGGCAAGCCAAGAUUCCGUGCUCAAGAGUAAAUUGCAUCAAGCAUUUCAAAAGAUUACUCGAUCCAGCACUAUUAAUGUCACCCACAACAACAACAACAACAACAACAACAACAACAACAACAAACAACAACACAAUGAUGAUAUCACUGCCGUGGCCCCAGAGCCCUCUAAAAGCAAACGAUUCAGCUCUAUUCGAUUCAGUAAAAGAAAGGUGCCCAAAGAGCAGAAGGCGGAAGCUGCAGAGGUGAACAGCCCCAUCCAUGAUGCGCCUACACCCAGGAAAUCCACUUCUACCACCAAGAACAUUGUAAAGAAAGUGUUUAACCGAACAAGCAGAAUGCUUUCUAAACAACCAUUGUAA
Molecule: messenger RNA, 1266 nt
Organism: Mucor velutinosus
Lineage: Eukaryota; Fungi; Mucoromycota; Mucoromycetes; Mucorales; Mucoraceae
Product: Phospho-2-dehydro-3-deoxyheptonate aldolase
Exons: 1
Coding region: 1-1266 (421 amino acids)
Source: RefSeq, a predicted model, not a curated record